This is a messenger RNA of Anthonomus grandis grandis, 1046 nucleotides long. RefSeq names its product peroxisome biogenesis factor 10-like. NCBI's taxonomy places the organism in Eukaryota, Metazoa, Arthropoda, Insecta, Coleoptera, Curculionidae. The coding region runs from base 153 to 998 and encodes 281 amino acids. Gene Ontology annotation, cellular component: peroxisomal membrane. The transcript is spliced from 3 exons. Gene Ontology annotation, biological process: protein import into peroxisome matrix. Gene Ontology annotation, molecular function: zinc ion binding. The record is from RefSeq and is a predicted model, not a curated record.
CUUCACACAUAUUUGUUAUUAAGGAUAAGUUGUUUUUUAAAUUUUAAAAAGGAAUAAAUAUAUUUUUUUUAUUAGAAUUCAAGAAGGAAAUUCUUUAUCAAAUUUCGAUAUUCAUAUUUAAUCAAUAAAUAAUACAAAUUAAUUUAAUUAAAAUGUUAAACUUCCACCAAGCAGCCGUUGCAGAUAUUUUAAGAAGCAACCAAAGAGAUCAGACCUUUGUGAGUGACUUGGAAAGUCAAAUACAUUCAUUUUUAAAGUUUCUAAAUAAUCGUACUUAUCACAAUGUUCAAAAAUAUGUAUCUACUAUUGCAAAUGUAUGGUAUUAUUCUAUGACAACUUUUGCUAAUUUACAAACAUUGGGUGAAGAGUAUGCAGGAAUUAUUCGCUUAAAAAAUUUACAAAGGAUACCAAAAAAUUAUGAACACCUCAUUUGGCUGCUACUGUAUAUUGGAGGUGAACCUUUACUAGAUAGAGCUUUAUCCUAUACAGAAGUUAAAAUAAGAAGAUCCCCAUCUCUAACACAGGAUGCAAAAGAGCUAUUUAUUAAAUGUAUUACAAAAGCUAAAGAUGAAAAAUGGAUGCUAAAGAGAAUACAUUAUUCAUUAUUUUAUAUCAAUGGAAAGUAUUAUAAUGUUUCUAACAGGUUGACUGGAAUCAGAUAUGUACUAUUAAGAGAAUGGAUGCAAGAUUAUUCAUUUUCUGGAAGCUUUAAGUUGCUAGGGCAAUUAACCCUAUUUUAUAUUUUAUUUAUUAUUGUUCAAGUUAACCUAUUCCAAGAUAUCUAUUCAUCUAAGAAGCAAUCUCUAAGUCAAUCAUCUAGUCCAUCUAACAAAUUUUGCAUGUUAUGUGCUGAUAAUAUAAGGAAUCCAACUGCAACACCCUGUGGGCAUGUUUUCUGUUGGGACUGCUUGUUUGAUUCAUUAAACUACCAGAAGGCUUGUGCAAUUUGUAGGGAAGAAGUUACUAUUAAUCGAAUUAUAUUUUUACAAAAUUAUUAGUCAAACAAGUGAAUCGAAGUUGUAAAUAUAUUUUUCCAUUGAACGUUA